AUACUCACGGAGGGCCACAAUGAGAUUCCCUGGAAGGCUGUCCAUUACCUGACUGGGGAGGUGGUGUACGGAGGCCGUGUUACAGAUCUUUGGGAUCGCCGGUGUCUUCUCAGCAUUCUGGACAUUUUCUAUAAUCCAGCCGUGUUACAGGAUGGUUAUUCCUUCUCCGAGGACAAGGUAUACCAGACCAUAACGGAUAAUGUCACACUAUGGGAAUGCCGAGAUUAUAUCAGCUCCCUUCCGGACACAGACACCCCUCAGAUCUUCGGGAUGCACCCUGAUGCAGACAGAGCGUUCCUCACUUCUCAGGCACAGCUCUUCACAGACACCAUUGUCAGUAUGCAGCCAAGAAUCAGCGCAGAAUAUGAAACAGUCAGAGGUGACAGCAUCCGCGAUGAGAUGGUUGUGCAUUUGGCCACCAGCAUCCUCAGCAAGCUGCCAGUGACAGUGGAAGGAAGGAUGGAACAGGACAAGUCAGCAGCUAUAUCGGACAAAGCCACGACUGUCAGCAGC
Staurois parvus is the source of this 513-nucleotide messenger RNA. Lineage: Eukaryota; Metazoa; Chordata; Amphibia; Anura; Ranidae. The record is from the annotation of a GenBank genome assembly.